CGCGCUGCUCUUUAACGUUACAGCUGCAAGACUACAGGCAGCAUGUGAGGAGUUUAUUUUGAUUUACUCAGACUUAAAUAGUAAAAUAAAUUAAACCUUUAUUCAAGGUUUCUGAGGCGCCAUGCCUGAGAGGACACUUCCCGCCUCCCCUAAUUGGUACAACUCGCGCUGCAGCGAUGUCAGCAGGAGCGGUUUGUUGGGAGUCGGGGCCAAAAACGUAAUCUACUUGAUAGAGGUCUCUGCUGCCUCAUGCAGGGUUACAGGUGAGCUUGCUGGCCACAGAGAUUUGGUGUCAGGAUUUUCCUUCUGCCAGCACCCUGAGCAGAGUCACAUCUGUGUCAGCUCCUCCACUGAUGGCAGCAUAAUCUACUGGGACUCCAGCAAGAAGACUUUGAUCAGCAAGAAUGUGGCGCAUCAGAGUGCCAUCUCAGCAGUGCACUGGUCCCCUGUGGAUAAAAACCUGGUGGUAUCGGGUGACGAAAAGGGAGUGGUGGUCUGCCACUGGUUCCACACCGGUGACACAACCAGCUUCUUCCCUGAGCCAAGGACCAUUUUCUGCCUGACCUGCUCUCCUCACAGCUGGAAGUCUGUGGCUGUAGGGUACAAAGACGGGAUGAUCGUGCUGAUUGACAUAAGUAAAAAAGGCGAGGUGAUGCAGCGUCUGCGGGGGCAUGACAACGAGAUCCAUUCGCUGGCAUGGUCCCCUCAGAUCGGAGAGGAGGCCCUUUACGCCAGAGCUGAUGAACACGAAGCAAACAAUGGAGUUUCAACAGGAGAAGAUUCCGGCUGCUAUCUGGCUUCUGGGAGCAAAGACCAGACGGUGAGAAUCUGGAGCACUGCCAAGGGAAAAGGCGUGAUGACUCUAAAGCUGCCGUUUCUUAAGAGAAGAGGCUCUGCUGUUGACCCUGGGGUAAAAGAGAGGAUCUGGCUCAACGUCCACUGGCCGAAGGGACGAGCGAUGCAGCUCGUUUCCAGCUGCUUCAGCGGUGAGUUGGUGAUGUGGGAUUUGACCAAAACUGGGAAGCAGAAGUGGAGUCUGUUCGGAACAUCUUCUGAGGGUCAGAACCACAGCCGGAUUGUUUUCAACAUGAGUUCUGUUCAGCUGCAGGACGGCCAAGAGCUGCUGAUCAGCACUUCUAUGGACAGAGAGAUUAAAUGCUGGGACCUGAACUCUCUGAGUUGCUGCUGGACCCUUCCCACCCUGGGGGGCCACAUCUACACCCUGACCUUCUCCCCCGUGGGUGUCGGCUGUUUGGCGCUGGGCGUCGGCGACAACUUGAUUCGAGUGUGGAACACACUGAGCACCCAGAACCAGUAUGAUGUCAGAUCCUUUUGGCAGGGAAUCAAGUCGAAGGUCACAGCGCUGGCAUGGCACCCGCAAAAAGAGGGAUCCUUGGCCUUUGGAACCGAUGAUGGAAAAGUUGGGAUCUAUGACGUCUUUUCCAGCAAGCCUCCUCAGAUAUCGAGCUCCUAUCACAGGAAGACUGUGUACACAUUGGCCUGGGGGCCCCUGGUCCCUCCACUGUCAUUUGGUGCUGAAGGAAAGCAGAGCUACAGUCUGUACAGCUGUGCUGGUGAAGGUGUGAUCCUGCAGCACGACCCAUGGAGGCUAAACGGAGAGGCAUCAGAUAUCGACAAGCUUAUCAGAGACACCAACAACAUCCAGCACAAGUUGUCUCCACACACAGACCUCAGCUGGAAGCCGGAUGGGAAGGUUGUCGCCAUUGGCAACGAGGAUGGGAGCAUCGAUGUUUACCAGGCUCCAAGUCUGAAGCUGCUGUGCAGCAUCCAGCAGCACCACAAGAUCAUCAACACGUUACAGUGGCAUCCUGACCAUGGCUCUACACCUGAACUCCACUGCCUGCUGGCCUCAGGCUCCAGUAACGCCAUCGUCUACGUGCACGAUCUCAAAACUGUCUUAGAAAAUCCCCCUGAGAGCCCAGUGCUGCUGACUGAGCCAUAUCGUAGGCUGCCUGGGCACACGGCUAAAAUCACCGGCAUGGCCUGGAGUCCACACCACAGCGGCCGACUGGUCACUGCCUCGUACGACGGCACCGCUCAGGUGUGGGAUGUCCAAGAGGAGGCAGCUAUCUCCAACUACCGCGGCCACACUGGUUAUUUGCUGUGUGUGGAUUGGUCUCCGGUUGAUCCAGAUGUGAUUUGGACUGCAGGGAAAGACUUUACGGUUCACGAGUGGAGGGUGUCUGAGCAGGAGUUCACAAAGCCUCCUAAAGGUAAAGGGAAGAAGAUGGUUCUGCUGCAAGAGAAGAAGCAGAGAAAGAAGAACACUGGAUCCGGAGGACCGGUUGAGCCAAAGCUAAAUGGAAAUGUAGUGGCUGAAGGAAAGGUGACGAUAGAGCAGGGUCCCUCUGUUGAAGAUGAAGAGGAAGAAGUAAUCUCAACAAACAGCCUGGAUUCUCCAGCAGCAGCUCCUGAGAUGCAGAGGAAACCCACUUCUGCUGCAAAAAGUAAAGAGAAACCAGAUCUGCUGAAGAAGAAAAAGCCUCGCUCCAUGCUGCCCCUCAGUACAUCCAUGGACCACAGGCCUAAAGAGGAGCUGCUGCAAGACUGCGUGACUCUGGCUUCAGUCAGAAACUCCGAUGCACCACCUGCAGGCUGUGUCCCAGGCAAAGGAGAUUACAUCCAUCUGGGUUUGUUUCAUGACAGAGAAGCCCUUUACCGGAUGUUUGAGGCUGAAGAGGAGAGCCAUGUGGAGGCAGGCCACUAUGAUUCUGUCACGUAUCUGCGGCUGUGGAGCGGAGACCUCCAGGGGGCGCUGCAGCUAGCCACUGAAAGAGGAGAGCUGAACGACCACCUGCUAUCUAUCGCUCCCAUGGCUGGCUUUGAGGUGUGGCGCCGUACAGUAGAGGCGUUUGUCAAACAGCUGUGUCUGCAGGAGCAGUUCCUGAAGGCAGCAUCCCACCUGCUGUCACUCAACAAGGUGUAUGAAGCUGUCGACCUGCUCAGAUCCAACAAGCUCUACAGGGAAGCCAUAGCUUUGGCAAAGGCCCGGCUUUCAGCAGAGGACCCUCUGUUGAGGGAUCUUUACACGUGUUGGGCUGCUGUGCUGGAGAAAGAUGGACAUUUAUCUUCUGCUGCUAAAUGUUUCCUUGCUGCUGGCUGCAGUUUCGAUGCAGCCAAAGUCAUUUCCAAAAAAAACGACGUCCCGUCCCUGAGGACUGCAGCCGAUAUGGCAAGAAUCUCCGGAGAGAAAGUUCUGGCUCAGUCACUGACGCUAAGAUGCGCCAAAGACCUUGCAGCUGCUCAGGACUGGGUUGGCGCACAGGAGGUCCUGAGCUCCCAGAGCCCCCUACUGGCCCACAGACUCCACUUGUGUGUGGCGGAGCUGUUGUCUGUAACGCUUGCAGGCUCCGGCGUCUACUCCCCAACUUCCUGUGUCUCCAGUCAUCCGUGGGCAACGCUAAAAGGUUCCAACACCCUGCAGGACAGAGUGAGAGACAUCUGGGACGAAGAGUUUCAGGUUUUCCCAAACUCAGCUGGAGAUUUGAGCACUGAGGUUCUUCUACAAGAGCUGAAGUCUGUGGAGACUCCAGCACGGGGUGCUAGUAUCCCUCUCAGACAGGCCCUGUUGUACUCGUCAGUCCAUCUAACUCGCUCCCUGCUCAGCUGGUUACAGAACGAUGAUAAACUGCUUAUUGCAGAGCUGUGGCAGUCUUUGGCUUGGGUCAGGGAGACAGGAAACUUUGGUGUCACUGCAAUGUUCUGCCGGCUGCUCUUCCCCGAAGGUGAUGUCGGGAUAUUUUCCAGCAAGCAUUCCAAAACCCUCCAACACUUUGAAGCUGAAGCCAGCAGCCUGCAGGCGUUUGUUUGUUACCAUCGUCUUUAUGAGUGCUGGUGGGGGAACUCGGAGGUCAAAAAUGGAACCUGCUCAGACGGUGAGAACGAGUUAAACAGCAAAGAGACGACUGCAGAAACGCUGGAGUUGGAGGAGAGCAUCUGCAAAAGGAGCAGCAGCUCUAAAGAACUUGACUUUGAGCCGUCGGUGCUUCUGUCUGAGCCCCAUGCUGCCUGUCAGGCUAUUCAGAAAUCUGUAAGAGAUCUCCAGGAGCGACUGUCCGCUAUGGUUCUACAGCACAGCCAAGUCCGACAAGGACAACCGGACAGUCAGUCACAAUCCUCAGAUCAGCAGGAAGCAGCUAAGGAAGCGCAGAGUUCUGAAGAACAGGAAACGUUUCUCUCUUUGUCCUCAAAGAUAUCCAAACUCCAAGAGGAGAUGACUAACAUUCCCAACACAAUCAAGAUGUUUCCUCGCCCAGAUGUGGUGGAAUGUUGCCUUGUUCUCUUGCAUCUCAGCAAGACUUCUCCCAUGUCUGAUGCUCUACAAGAACAAGCAAAAGACCUGCUCCAAAAAUAUGGAACAAGUCCCUUCAUCUUAAAAGCAUCCCGAAGAUUCCUGACAACAUCCGGCUUUCAUUUGGACUGAAACAAACUCCUCACUCACAGCUUUUUCUGAAAUAAAACUAUCUUUGAAAAUAAUUGAGUCAAUGAAA
This is a messenger RNA of Cyprinodon tularosa, 4511 nucleotides long. RefSeq names its product gem (nuclear organelle) associated protein 5 (gene gemin5). Bases 122 to 4444 code for a protein of 1440 amino acids. The record is from RefSeq and is a predicted model, not a curated record. Gene Ontology annotation, molecular function: protein binding. The transcript has 28 exons. Lineage: Eukaryota; Metazoa; Chordata; Actinopteri; Cyprinodontiformes; Cyprinodontidae.